Messenger RNA from Cyphellophora attinorum, 1629 nucleotides. Its product is annotated as putative MFS-type transporter. NCBI's taxonomy places the organism in Eukaryota, Fungi, Ascomycota, Eurotiomycetes, Chaetothyriales, Cyphellophoraceae. Bases 1 to 1629 code for a protein of 542 amino acids. The transcript is spliced from 7 exons. Gene Ontology annotation, biological process: transmembrane transport. Gene Ontology annotation, molecular function: transmembrane transporter activity. The record is from RefSeq and is a predicted model, not a curated record.
AUGCAAACCGAAGAGCGGUUUCCUCCAGGCACGCAACGGAUCGAGGACAAUCAAGGUGAUCAUGUCGUCCUCGCUCCGCAGCCGCCUGCGGAUCCAAAUCAUCCUCUGAACUGGUCCAAGUUACGGAAGGGUGUUCACAUGACCCUCCUCUCGCUUUACACGUUGUUAGUCUUUGCGAUACUCUGUGUAUCAGUCCCGCUAUGGCAGAAGCUCAACGAGGAACUGGGCAUGAGCUAUGAGGAUCUGAACAACGGCUAUGCAACCAACAUGGCUACGCUGGCGCUUGGCUGCAUCUUCUUUGUCCCGCUGGCCCAUCGUUAUGGCAGGAGACCGGUAUACAUCGUCACUGCCCUGGUCAUGUUUGGAUGUGCAAUCUGGCAGGCCCGGCAGCAGACCGUGGGUGAUAUGAUUGGAGUCAACGCUCUUUCGGGUCUAGCUGGAGCGGUCAACGAAGCUCUUUUUCAGGUCACUGUGUGUGAUCUAUUCUUCGUCCACCAACGCGGCACACUCAACGGUCUCUACAUGGCCGCUGUCUACACCGGCAACUACCUAGGCCCAGUGGCUGCGGGCUACGUGGCAGUAUCACAGCCGUGGAGAUGGGUAUUCUGGUACUGCACCAUCUUCAUGGGCAUAGUCUCACUCGCAAUGGUGUUUGCUCUCGAGGAAAGCAAGUAUAUACCUGUCACAGUAGGGGUACGGCCCGUGGUCACAGAACACACCAACAUUGGCGCCGACAACACGCCAGACGACAAAUCCAAGAGCCCUACUGGCGAUCUCCUCACUGAGAUCAGCUCUACGGCGACAGCAGCAGACGACAAACGCAUCCGCCUUGUGCCCAUCGAUACCACAAUUCCCACCAAUUCGUACUGGAAGCGUCAUGCAUUCAUCACCAAAAGCGACAGUAUCCACCUCACCGCCCACGACAUCUAUCGACACGUCAUCCAGCCAUUCCAGAUCCUCAUCACGUUCCCCGCCGUCAUGUUCACCGCACUGCAAUACGGUUUCCUCAUCGCCAUGCUGGGCGUGCUAGCGGUGACUCAAGCGUCACUUUACGCACUGCCGCCGUACAACUUCUCCACCGCGGGAAUCGGCAACAUGAACAUCCCGCCCGCCGUGGGAGCCAUCCUUGGAGCCGCGUUUGGCGGUCCUCUAAACGACCUGUUCAUAUUGGGGGUGGCCAAAAGACGCAAGGGCAUCUACGAGCCCGAGACCAGACUCUGGCUGUUCAUGGUUCCUGGGGUUUGUAUGCCGCUGGGUCUGCUGCUGUAUGGCUUGACUAUCUCAAAGGGCAUGCACUGGGCAUACAACGCCGUUGGCGCCGGCUUCAUCGGUGCCGCUAUCGGAGGGUGUGGUGAUAUCUCCCUGACAUAUUGUCAAGAUUGUUAUCAAGAUAUCAUAGGCGACGCACUCACCUCUGUCGUCUUCGUCCGCAAUGCAAUAUCCACGGCGCUGGUGUUUGCUGUCACGCCCUGGAUGACCGGCAUGGGCGUCUUCAACAUGUUCAUCAUGCUAGGCUGCCUCGGCCUCGCCGUCGCCCUGACAUGCGUGCCUCUGAUCAUCUGGGGUCGGCGUUGGCGCAUUCGGCUCGCUGGACGGUAUGAGUAUUUCGCAAUGAGACAGCUGGCUUGA